AUGAAAGCUGAUAGUUUUCACUCAGCAUUAUCUGAUAAGCAUGCUAAAUAUAAUUAGUUUAUAUGUUCUUAACUUUUUGCAGGUUAUAAAGUUCGAAACAAAGACUAAUAAAAAAAACAGCAUAUACUUUCAAAUACAUCUGAUGAAUAAAAAAUUGUUAAUAACUUUACAGCUUCAUAAAGUUAUUUAAAUGCAAUGAAAGCAUUGUAGGAAAAGAUUAAAUAACUUGAAUUAGAGAAUUCUAGUUUAUAGACUUUAGUGGUAUUUAUGAAUUUAUAAAUUAGUCAUCAAAUGAUUAUAAGAGUAAUAUGAAAUCUAAUGAUAGAAAACAAAAGGAAUCAAGUGUUCAUUAAAAAACUAGUGAAAACUUAUAAAUUAAAGAACUUGAAUCAAGAUUAAUGCAAUAUGAAUUUACAUCUAAAAUUAAGAUUGAAGAUUAUGAAUGUAAAAUAGGAUAAUUACAACAUAAUAUAUUGAGUAUUACAUAAUAAACAGAUCAAAAAUAUAGGGAAUAUAUGGAGGAGAUCUAAAAUUUGUAAUUUAUUUGAAUAUAUAAAGAAAUGAAUAACUGAGGAAUUAAGAAGAAAAUAACAUAAACUUAAGAAACAAAGUUAAUUCAUUAAAUUAAAUUUUAUCUUAAGAAAAAUAAGUAAAUAUAUCAAAAGUAUAUUAGAAUUAUUCAAACUUAUAGUUCCUUUUUGAAUAAGAGAAAAAUGAGAAAUAAUUUUUAUAUGAAAAUAAUGAAAAAUUACAAUAAGAAAUAGUUAAAUUAAAAGAAAAAUUAUUUGAGGCUGAUUAAUAUAUAGAAUAAUAUAUUGUUUAUUAUAAUGAUCAAACAUUUAGAUGUAAUUUAAUAAAUAAUUUAGAAUUGGAGGAUGAAAAUAAUAAAUUAAAAUACUAAAUAGAGCAUUUGACAAUAGAAAAUGAAUAAAUUAAGAAAUCAAUUUAAAAUUUAAAAUCCAAUUUAGAUUUAACUAAAAAAGAACUUGAAGAAUCAGAGUUUAAAAGAGUUAAAAAAUCUUCAGAAUCAAAUAUUAGAAUAGAGUAAUUAAAAUAAUAAUUAAUUACACUAUCUUCAAAAUCUAAUCUAUCCACUUUAAGUCCAAGAGUAACAUAGAAAAAAAAUAUUAAAUAAUUGUCAUCAAAGGAAAUGCCAAUAAAGGCAUAAAAAAUUAGAGAUUUACGUUAAAUCAAAAGCAAAAGUCUUAAUAAAUUUAAAGAUCCUUAAUUUUUAACUCAAUCUUAAUCGAUGUAAAAUAAUAAUCUUUAAAACUAAAAAUAAUAAGGAUAUGAUUCACAAAGUAGUGGUGUAAGUAGAUUGAUAGUAAAGACUUUAGAAGAAAAUUAUCCAUCUUAAAAUAAGAAUGAGGAUAACAACAAUGCAAUCAUCAUGAGUGAUGAAAUUACAUAGACAGAUUAAUAAUUUUGUAGAAAACAAUAAAAAUAUAUUCAAGCUAUUUAAAGAAUAAAGUUUUUGGAUGAACAACUAACAGCACUCAAUUUAUAAUAUUAAGAUAUUGAAGAGUAAAUCCAAUAGUUUACAGACAUGAAUAUAAAGAAAGAAAAGAGAUAGAAAUUAUUAGAGAUAAUCGAUUAAAUGUAGAACGUUAAUAAAGAAUUAAAUGA
Paramecium pentaurelia is the source of this 1626-nucleotide messenger RNA. NCBI's taxonomy places the organism in Eukaryota, Ciliophora, Oligohymenophorea, Peniculida, Parameciidae. The record is from the annotation of a GenBank genome assembly.